Molecule: messenger RNA, 2115 nt
Organism: Delphinapterus leucas (beluga whale)
Lineage: Eukaryota; Metazoa; Chordata; Mammalia; Artiodactyla; Monodontidae
Gene: VAMP2
Product: vesicle associated membrane protein 2
Biological process (GO): vesicle-mediated transport
Cellular component (GO): membrane
Source: RefSeq, a predicted model, not a curated record
AGUGACGUGCGGCCGCCAUCUUCCUGUCCCGGGCAGCCAGCGCCAGUCGGAGCUAGCGCGAGCCGCCGCCGCCAUCACUGCCGCUGCCAAGUUCUCCGCCCGCUGCCCCCGCCAUGUCGGCCACGGCUGCCACCGCCCCCCCUGCCGCCCCGGCUGGGGAGGGAGGCCCCCCUGCGCCCCCUCCAAACCUCACCAGUAACAGGAGACUGCAGCAGACCCAGGCCCAGGUGGAUGAGGUGGUGGACAUCAUGAGGGUGAACGUGGACAAGGUCCUGGAGCGGGACCAGAAGCUGUCGGAGCUGGACGACCGUGCAGACGCACUCCAAGCAGGGGCCUCCCAGUUUGAAACAAGUGCAGCCAAGCUCAAGCGCAAAUACUGGUGGAAAAACCUCAAGAUGAUGAUUAUCUUGGGAGUGAUUUGCGCCAUCAUCCUCGUCAUCCUCAUUGUUUACUUCAGCUCUUAAACCCCUGAGGAGCCUGCCCUGCCCAGAGAAGGGCCUCUCCCCCCCACCCCCAGCUGCUCCUCCACCUCUCAGCCAUAUCUUCCAGCCCACCUCCCUGGAUCCGUGUGUGUGUGUGUGUGUGUGUCGUGUGUGUGCCCCCUUGUAAAUAGCCAGCUGUUAUUUAUACAUAUAUAAUAUUAUAUAUAUUUGGUCUGUUUGUAGUUUUAUUACUAGAAGAUUUUUUCCGGUUGUCCUUAACACCCCUUCCUGAGGUUCUCAUCACCUCCUUUUUCUCUUUCCCUCCUUCCCUUUCCCUUUCUUCCUGACCAGCCCCAAGUCCCCUUCAUUUGCAUCUGUUAUGCAGUCCCCUCUUCCUCCUUCCCUUGGAUUUAGCUGAUCCUUCCUCCCGCCCUGGACUUCCCCAUACCUCCACCCCCCUGCAAAAAUUAUAAAAAGCAACUGUCCAGGCCUCCCUAGGUGCAUCUUCUUUGCAUCUUUGGGAGGCUCCGAGACUGGUCCCUUAUGGUCCUAAGAAUCCCAAGGUCUUCUUGGAGCUUCCAGCAUGUUAAUUAGCAUCCAUUUGUCUACUGACAUCCCUUUUGGUUUCCUUCUCCCCCCCAUUUUCUCUUAUGUUCAGUCUUUCAACCUGUGUUUCUUUUUUACUGAGGAGUUAGUCCCUGUUGGUCCUUGUAUCACACUUUCAUUUGCAUGAUGUUACUUGCAGGUGGUGGGGAGCCUGGGCUUUUGGGGAGCCAGGUUCUUCUGGCCCCCAGGAUCGCCUCCUCCUAGCCCCCCUAGUCCAGUUUGCCUCCCCUACCCCGAUUUUCCAAACCUCUUGUCCCUCCUUUCCCUCCCCCCAGCUGGUGUGUAAGUGUCUUGGAGUUCAGUGUCUUAUGAUGGACCAAUAAUUCUGCCACUUGGAGUCUCUCCCCACAUUCCUGCUCCCCAGUUUCCGUGUGGGGUGCUCAGUUGACAUUCCCAUGGGGUCUCCCUCCCUCCCAUCUGCCUGAUCUGCCUCCUCCUCCUCCCACCAGGAGAGUUGGGGGUUGGCCACAAUCUGAUCUCUCUUGGGAGAGGUGGCUGCCAGUGUGUCGGGGGGGUCAUCACUGCCUUGGGGAGGAUGGGGCAGGGCAAAGAAUCCCCCCAGUUCCUUCCUGAAAUCUCUGGCCCCACCCCUGCUGGGGGCUGAACUGAAAUCCCUCCUCCCUCAUUGGGGGGUGUUGCCCCGUCACUGCCCAGCUCCUCUGACUGCCCCUUUGAACUCAGGCUGGGAGUACUGGUCACUGCCAAUGUGUGCAUGGGACGCGCUGCAAGACGGGGAUUCUUGCCCCUCUCCGGGUCUCCUCCUUAGGUGAAAUGAUGAAGGAAGGGUCUAAUGUCUUUUUAAAUGGCACAAUUUUAGGGGUCUGAGGGUGCAGUCCCUUAACCUGCCACUGGAGGGCACCCCCUAAACUCUUUCUUUCCCGCACGGUCGAGGUUCCUGUGUGGAGGGGGAGCAGCGAGAUCGAAGCUGUGGUGUGAAAGGGUAGGGAGAGAUGCUGGGGGUGAGGGUGCUGUGUUCUAGACCCCCCAUAUUAUCCCAGUAUCCCCUGCCCCCCUUCCCUCACCCCAUGCCCCCAAUUCUGUGGCGCAUCCAGAUUGUGAAAAUGUACAAUAAAUGUGUAAUGAGUAA